GUGGGAUGUGUUGUCGACAGAAUUUACGAUAACAAGAAUAAUAAUGGUCAUGGCAUUUCAUUAUUAUUAGGAAAUCGUAAGAAAAAUGAAUCAAGAUUUGAUGGCUUUUCCAUAAAUAUCGAAGGAUCAAAACGUCAUCAAUAUAAAUCAAAUUCAGUCGGUAGAUGGAAAAAUCUUGACGAUUUUAAAGAUAAAAAUGACAAAUUAUCUAAUUUAUUUGAUAUUAAAAAUUUCAAAUCGAUUUCAAGUGUUCCUAAUGAAUUUGAUUUACCCGAGGAACUGAAUUUGUUGAAAAUUAAAAAUAUAAGUCCGGACUUGAUUCUCUUGGCUUCUGAUUCUGAGCCGUAUCAAUUCUUGGAAUCUUUAGAUCAUCAUUUUCCUACAAGUCGGCCUUUUAGUUUAUUUCAUAAUAAUAAUGUUUUGUCUAGGGGUAUUAUAGGAGUUGCAAUUACAGACGAAUCAUUCAAAAAUCAACUUGACGUCGAUCAUCCAUCGUUAAAUGCCGUUGGGGAUCCAUUGAAAAUCACGAGUUGUCGUGGAAAUAUAAUUUUAGAACUUGAUGGUACAAAUCCUACCAGAUUACUUCUAAAUAGAUUACAAUCUGGUAAUGACAAGGGAAUUUUAUCCAAAGAAACCGAAUUUUAUCUUGGAUUAUAUGAUCAUAAUGACAAGGAUAAUCAACUUGAUGAAUCUAAUUUAAUGAUUAAUAAAAUAUCAAGUGGAGAUCCCGUGAGAGGAAAUAUGGCAGUUGAUACUACAAUGGAUCUUAAGGAAGGGCAAUUUGUGAAGUUUUUUUAUAGGAAGAAAGAAUUUGAUGCGACAUAUUUACAAAAUAAAUUAAAAGAAAAUGUUGAAAUACAGAUCGCAAUGUCAACAUUAGAUCGGGAUAUAAUAGACCCGGUAGCUAUCAGUAAUAUGUUAAAGGUAUAUAAUAAUAAGAAUAUUUUUGGAGCCAUUGGUGAGAAUGGAAUUAUAAUUGGUAAAGGUAAUGGAAUCACAUGG
Funneliformis mosseae is the source of this 1002-nucleotide messenger RNA. Lineage: Eukaryota; Fungi; Glomeromycota; Glomeromycetes; Glomerales; Glomeraceae. The record is from the annotation of a GenBank genome assembly.